UGCAACUAUUGUAUUUUAUCGCUUUCCUGCAAUACUGCCCAGUGUCAUACGAGGAAGCUCCAAUUAUUUAAAGAAAUUGGACUCUCAAUUUUGCAAGGAAAACAGAACCAAUACCUAAAGCGAACUAUCCACCUGUUUCCUUUGUCGAACUGUACAAAUAUGCAUCGUUUAUGGAUAAACUUUUCAUCGCCUUAGGGUCAAUCAUUUGCACAGUGGGCGCUGUUGCCAACAGCUUGCCUUCAAUUAUAAUUGGAGACGCGACCAACGUAAUAGUGACCUACGUUUCUGCUUUAAAUGGAACAAAUGCAACCCUCAUUGAACAGGCCGAGGAGAACUUAAAGAAUGGAUUAAUUACGUUUGUCAUCAUCGAAUGCUCGCUGAGUGUUUUUGUUAUGGCCGCCACGUAUAUUGCAACGGUACUAUUUAACUAUAGCGCCUUAAAACAGACGUAUCGAAUACGCGAGCUGUUUUUGCACAAAGUGUUAAACCAAGACAUUGGUUGGUAUGACGUUCGCCAGACGGGAGAUUUUGCAAGCCGCAUGGCGGAAACGCAGAUUUUGCAAGGCACCGAAUUAACAAUAAACCCCGGCGAAACUGUUGCUAUAGUUGGGAGUUCCGGAUGUGGAAAGUCGACGUGUAUACAGCGCUUUUACGACCCGUCGUGCGGAAAUGUUCUUAUUGACGAUCACGACGUGGUCGACUUGGAUCUCGCUUGGAUGAGAUCUCAGAUUGGGGUUGUGGGUCAAGAGCCGGUACUGUUCGAAAUGACGAUAGCCGAAAACAUCAAACUCGGUGCGGAUAAUGCGAGCGAAGACGAUAUUAGACGAGCCGCCGAGAAGGCGAACGCUCAUUCUUUUAUAAGCUCACUUCCUCGGGGUUACAAUACGCUUGUCGGCGAAAGGGGCGCCCAGUUAUCGGGGGGGCAAAAGCAAAGGAUAGCGAUAGCGCGAGCUCUGGUGCGCGCACCUUCAAUUCUGCUUUUGGAUGAAGCCACUUCUGCCUUGGAUACAAAGUGCGAAGCGGUCGUUCAAGCUGCUCUUGACGCGGUCAGCUAUGAAUGUACAACCGUAAUUGUGGCGCACCGAUUGUCUACGGUCAGAAAGGCUGAUCGCAUUGUCGUCAUAGGCGCCGGAAAGGUCGUAGAACAGGGUGGUCACGAUGAACUUAUGGAUAAAAAGGGCGCUUACUUCGAACUAGUAACAGCGCAAGUAUCACCAGCAGACACAGGUGCAGAUGCAUUUAUUAAGACUGAAACCGGGGAGAUGCUAGAGCCCCAGGAUGGUGUAAAUAUUAUUUCUGAUGAAUCUAAGACCGAAACAAGUAGGUCGUCAUUGUGGGCUAUAAUGAAAUAUAACUCCCCGGAGAGGUGAGCUAUUCUGCUCGGGUGCGUUGGGUCAAUAGUAACUGGAGCGGGUAUGCCAAUGUACGCCAUCGUACUUGGACGCGUAAUGAGCGUCUUACCUUCCCACGAUGCUGAUUAUAUUGUCAGCGAAACAAAGAAGUUUGCCAUCUUUUUCUUAAUUAUAGCAAUCAUUACUGGAAUCGCAAUACUGUUGCAUACGUAUAUGUUCGGAAUUGCCGGUGAAAAACUAACAAUGCGCCUGCGCAGUCAAAUGUUUAAGUCGUUUCUUGCGCAAGAAAUCGGCUACUUUGACCGUAAAGAGCACGGUGUUGGUUCGCUGUGCGCACGUUUAUCUGGAGAAGCGGCAAGCGUUCAAGGAGCUACCGGUCAAAGAAUUGGAACGAUCUUGAUUUCGCUUUCCACUGUAAUUCUAGCUCUUAGUACGUCUCUUUACUUUGAGUGGAGAAUCGCCUUUGUAGCUUUGUGUUUUUCGCCCCUAAUCGUUAUGGCCUUUUACUUAGAGCAAAAGAUUAUCGCGAAGGAAAGCCAAGGAUAUUACGCAUCUCUGCAAAAUUCCACCAAAAUUGCCGUCGAAGGACUUAACGGCAUUCGCACUCUCGCCUCCUUGGGAAGCGAACGGAGUUUCCACACGCGUUAUAUGGCCGAAAUGGUGUCCUACCAACGAGUGGCCCAACGUAACACUCACUUCAGAGGAUUAGUUUACGGCUUAUCAAGAAGUUUGUUGUAUUGUACAUACGGGGCUUCUCUUUAUUUUGGAUCUGUGCUUCUCAAAAAUGAAGGAAUCGAUUAUGCUAACGUAAUCAUUGUUACCGAGUGCAUCAUCACUAGCUCAUGGUCAAUGGGAAAUGCGUUAGCAUUCACGCCAAAUUUUCAAAAAGGCCUAAUAGCGGCUUCUCGUAUUUUUCAAUUGUUUAGUAGAAUUCCUCUGAUACGCGAUGGUUCUCCGCACACUAACGGCGAAUGGGGGAGUGGAAAUAUUGCCUACGAAAAGGUUUACUUUUCAUACCCGUCUCGACCAACUAUUCCGGUAUUAAGAGGGUUAAAUUUGACAAUCCCAAAAGGAAAAAUGGUUGCGUUGGUGGGGCCGAGUGGUUGCGGCAAAACAACCGUUUUACAACAAUUGGCACGGUUUUAUGAUCCGACGUCCGGUUCCGUGUCCGUUGAUGGGAAACGUAUUAACACAAUGCAGCUUUCCACCUUAAGGUCACAUUUGGGGGUUGUCUCGCAGGAGCCCGACCUCUUCAGUAGAACAAUCGCGGAGAACAUUGCCUAUGGAGACAAUGAACGCGAAGUAACACGUGAGGAGAUUAUUGACGCCGCCAAAAAAGCAAACAUUCACACGUUUAUUGCGUCGUUGCCUUUGGGCUAUGAAACUAAAUUGGGAGAGAAGGGCACGCAAUUGUCAGGUGGUCAGAAACAAAGGGUUGCAAUUGCGAGAGCUUUGGUUAGAGACCCUAAGGUACUGCUUUUGGACGAGGCAACGUCAGCACUAGACGCCGAAAGCGAAAAGGUUGUCCAAGAAGCUCUAGAUAAUGCUAAAAAAGGACGCACUUGUAUUACGAUUGCUCACCGUUUAACAACGAUACAAGAUGCAGAUGUCAUUUGCGUGAUUAAUCACGGAAGAGUUGCGGAAAUUGGCACGCACGCAGAACUUUUAAGUUUAAGGGGAAUUUAUUACAACCUUUACAACUUACAGCAUUAGCUUUGUUCAGACAAA
Molecule: messenger RNA, 3080 nt
Organism: Photinus pyralis (common eastern firefly)
Lineage: Eukaryota; Metazoa; Arthropoda; Insecta; Coleoptera; Lampyridae
Product: ATP-dependent translocase ABCB1-like
Exons: 13
Biological process (GO): transmembrane transport
Cellular component (GO): membrane
Molecular function (GO): ABC-type transporter activity; ATP binding; ATP hydrolysis activity
Source: RefSeq, a predicted model, not a curated record